Messenger RNA from Penicillium argentinense, 2913 nucleotides. Its product is annotated as putative kinesin family protein (KipA). Bases 1 to 2913 code for a protein of 970 amino acids. The transcript has 2 exons. Lineage: Eukaryota; Fungi; Ascomycota; Eurotiomycetes; Eurotiales; Aspergillaceae. The record is from RefSeq and is a predicted model, not a curated record. Gene Ontology annotation, biological process: microtubule-based movement. Gene Ontology annotation, molecular function: microtubule binding; microtubule motor activity; ATP binding.
AUGGCUUCGACAUCCACCCUCCCACAACCCUCACGGUCGGUGACGAAUCCUCCGGCCGGCGCGUUGCCUCCGCUGCCCAACCCCAAACCCAGAAAGAGUCUUCCGACACCCGACACAUCGCGGGCUCCAUCUCCCUAUCAGCCGUCGAAACUGCGAGCCCCGUCAAGCCCGAAACCCUCCCUGGUCCGAUCGCCUCUAUCAAAUUCCAAUUCCACAUCGAAUCUGAGUACCGUUCGGUCAGCCUCCAGUGGGCGUGCCCCGGGUAGCCCCGACAAGUCUCUGCGCCGGACGAUAAGCAUCGCCUCAUUUCCGCAACCCCCCAAAGCGGGCACUCGCCCAUCGACAGCAGCUUCGGUGUCGGGGCUUCCCAGCUCCAGUUCUACGGGCAAUGUGAAAUCCAAACGGGGCUCACGUCUCAGUACAGGGACCACCAGCAGCUAUCGGAGCUCAAAAACGCCCUCGCUUUUGAAUGGAAGCGCAGAUGGAAAAUCCAUUAUGGUGGAUGCGCGAGAUCCAGAAGCCUCGCCGGGCCAUAGUCGAAGCUCUUCAGCUCAGGGUUCCUGUUCGACCAGCGCAACAACGUUUGAAGACGCCGAAGAUACGAUGGCUGGUGGAAAGGGAGGCCCCAAGCCCAAGGAAGCCAAAGGAAAUGUGAUCGUAAGUGUGCGUGUUCGGCCUGAUACUUCAACGAGCGAAACCCCGCGCAAUCACGGCGAGUGGUCGGUGGAGGGGCGUCAAAGUCUGGUUUCUUACCGGGGCAAAGAAGGAGGCGACUACUAUUACGGGCUUGCAUUGACUGACAUCCGUCGAACGACAGAUAACGUGUUUACCACUCACGAAAACAACGCCAAGGUUUACGAUUCGGCCGCCAAACGGCUUGUACGACGGGUCAUGGAAGGUUACCAUGGAACGGUCUUCGCCUAUGGUAUGACAGGCACCGGUAAAACCUUCUCGAUGCAAGGAACCGCCACCUCUCCGGGUGUAAUCCCGCUGGCCAUCACCGAUAUCUUUUCAUUUAUUCGAGAGACACCUCAUCGCGAAUUUUUGCUUCGAGUGAGUUAUUUGGAAAUUUACAAUGAGAAAAUCCACGACCUCCUCUCUGCUCCUAUCGCCAAUGGGCCGGGAGCUCCGCAGCAGGAGGAGAUCAAACUCCGUGAAGACAGCAAACGCGGCGUUUAUGCGACACCUCUGAAGGAAGAAAUCGUGCAGAGUCCGACCCAGCUCCUCCGUGUGAUUGCAAGGGGAGACCACGCUCGUCGGACAAGCAGCACUCAGUUCAAUUCUCGCAGUUCUCGAAGUCAUGCAGUGGUGCAGAUCGUUGUCGAAAGUCGUGAGCGUGUGCCUACGAGCAACUCGCAGGAUAAGCGAGCUGGGAUCGCACCGGGAGGUGUUCGAGUAUCCACUCUCAGUUUAAUCGAUCUUGCUGGGUCAGAACGUGCUGCGGACGACAAAGAGCGUCGGACUGAAGGAGCCCAUAUCAACAAGAGUUUGCUGACCCUUGGGAAUAUCAUUUCGGGGCUUUCGGACAGCAAAGAUAAACAAGGAAAUCCCGGUGAUGCUAGGCAUUUGCCCUAUCGAGACAGUAAACUUACGCGAUUGUUGCAACCGGCUUUGUCGGGCAACUCGCUUGUGAGCAUUCUCUGCACGAUCCAGUUGGUGUCAGGUGUCAAUGCAAACACUGGUGAGACACUCAACACGCUGAAAUUUGCUGCUCGAGCGAAGAACAAUAUCGUCAGUCAUGCAAAGAAAGCUGAGGAAGCAUACGGCGCCGGUGGAGGAGACUCGGGAAGCCGCGUCUUGCUAGAACGCUAUCGUAUGGAGAUCCAGGCUCUCCGGGGUCAACUUGAUACGCAAGCCAAAGCCCAGGCCGAAAAGGAACUCAAGUGGGACGAGCAGCAGUAUGAGAAGGAGGCUCAGGCUCGUCAUGAGGAACAGGUUCUGGAAAUGCAGCUGGCUCGAACUGCGCUUAAGGAACGAAUUGAGCAUCUCAACCGUUUGAUCUUAAGCUCCAAGUCAACCGGCGUGAACAGUCAUGGGAGUAUGUCGGCUUUCGGCCGGCUAUCGAGAAUGUCCAGCAUCGAUACCGGGGGCACACGCUCAUUGCGAUCUUCGGCCAGCCAAUCCACACUGGGCGCUGCCCAUUCCUCCAUCCGCCCGAUGUCUUUUAUGUCGGUCAACAGCAGUGAGCCAUCGGGAACGAUACCCUUCGCGGGUGGUUCAUUUGGGAAUGAGGAAGACGAUGAUCUGGGCGAAUUUGGCGACGGGAAGGCUAGUUUACAGCGGCAAGUCACAGCAUUGCAGGCCGACUUGGGCGAUAAGAACCGAUACAUUUCUACUCUGGAACGGCGGCUCCUUCAGGCCAGACGUUCAAGUCACUCUCGCAUGUCGAUGGGAGUUAAAUCCAACACCUCGACGAUUUCCGAGCAUCCAGAUGCAACGGCGUUGCUUCGGGAAAAAGAUAUGGAGAUCAAUGAGCUUCGCAUCCAGUUGGACGACAAGGAUCGAAUGUUGGCUGCCCUUCGGUCUGCCGCUCGACACCGAGACCUCGCUACUAUUACCAAUGAUGCACAGUCACCAGAAUUGAAAGGCAAGCCGGAUUCACACACUGCGCCCAAUAGCCCACCAGAUACCAGCGGCGUCACGGAUAAAACUGCUAGUCCAGUGACUCCGGCGCCAACUGCAAAUGUGGGCAGCAGAGAGGAUCGGAGGCAGAAUAUGGAUGAGGUGUCCAAAAUGCUGGACGAAAUGAUCCAGGGUCGGGUGGACAGCGGCCAUCUGGAGAGGAGCUCUCUUGGGGCAGUCAAGAGGGUGUCGAGUGACAGUCGCCGCAUAUCGACAUCGGCAGAAGUGCCAGGGUUAAAACCCAGCACGCCUGUGCCCAUGGAUCCCACUCCUGACUCUCCGCCGAAUUGA